Salvelinus namaycush (lake trout) is the source of this 5171-nucleotide messenger RNA. RefSeq names its product radixin-like. The record is from RefSeq and is a predicted model, not a curated record. Lineage: Eukaryota; Metazoa; Chordata; Actinopteri; Salmoniformes; Salmonidae. The transcript has 14 exons. Gene Ontology annotation, biological process: regulation of organelle assembly; regulation of cell shape; positive regulation of protein localization to early endosome. Gene Ontology annotation, cellular component: cytoskeleton; apical part of cell; adherens junction. The coding region runs from base 299 to 2044 and encodes 581 amino acids. Gene Ontology annotation, molecular function: cell adhesion molecule binding; actin binding.
ACUAGUCCGACGGCCAUAUUGAAUGCCUUCACAAAUCGCCUUAUGGUGGAUCUCAAUUGCACGGUUUUCUCACUCAUGUCCGUUCUAACAGGCUUCACGAGAAAAUUGGAGGUGACAAGAGUACAUGAAAUAUAGUCGUUUAGUUUACAGCGUGGAUAACCUGAAAGCAUUGAAUACUCAGGAUUUUGUCGGUCUUUGAAGCUGUAGUCCUUCAUCAGAGGUCCUGUGAAACAAGGAAGCUAUCCGUCCUGUGAGUUGUCUUCUCAGCUGCCGGGUGAAGAGAGGAGAGGAGACAAACAUGCCGAAACCGAUUAAUGUGCGGGUGACCACCAUGGACGCAGAGCUGGAGUUUGCCAUCCAGCCCAACACCACUGGCAAACAGCUCUUUGACCAGGUGGUGAAGACGGUGGGGCUUCGAGAGGUCUGGUUCUUCGGACUGCAGUACGUGGACAGCAAGGGUUACAGCACGUGGCUGAAGCUUAAUAAAAAGGUGACAGCCCAGGAUGUAAAGAAGGAGAACCCUCUGCAGUUUAAGUUCCGGGCCAAGUUCUUCCCUGAGGACGUGUCUGAGGAGCUGAUCCAGGAGAUCACACAGAGACUCUUCUUCCUGCAGGUGAAGGAGGCCAUUUUGAACGAUGAGAACUACUGUCCCCCGGAGACUGCCGUGCUGCUGGCAUCCUACUCUGUCCAGGCCAAGUACGCCGACUACAACAAAGACAGCCACAAGCCUGGCUACCUCACCAACGACAGACUGCUGCCACAGAGAGUCCUGGAGCAGCACAAGCUCACCAAGGAGCAGUGGGAGGACCGGAUACAGACCUGGCAUGAGGAGCACCGAGGCAUGCUCAGAGAGGACUCUAUGAUGGAGUACCUGAAGAUAGCUCAGGACCUGGAGAUGUACGGAGUCAACUACUUUGAGAUCAAGAACAAGAAGGGGACAGAGCUGUGGCUGGGAGUGGACGCCCUGGGACUCAACAUCUACGAACACGAAGACAAACUGACACCAAAGAUCGGCUUCCCUUGGAGCGAGAUCCGAAACAUCUCCUUCAACGACAAGAAGUUUGUCAUCAAACCCAUCGACAAGAAAGCUCCAGACUUUGUGUUCUACGCUCCACGGUUGCGGAUCAACAAGCGUGUCCUGGCUCUGUGUAUGGGGAACCACGAGCUGUACAUGAGGAGGAGGAAGCCUGACACCAUCGAGGUGCAGCAGAUGAAGGCCCAGGCCAGAGAGGAGAAACACCACAAACAGCAGGAGAGAGCCCAGCUGGAGAACGAGAAGAAGAAACGAGAGCACGCAGAGAAAGAGAAGGAGAGAAUAGAGCGAGAGAAGGACGAGCUGAUGGAGAGACUGAGGCUGAUCGAGGACCAGACGAUGAGGGCCCAGAAAGAGUUGGAGGAGCAGACACGCAGGGCCCUGGAGCUGGAGCAGGAGAGGAAGAGAGCCAGGGAGGAGGCGGAGAGGCUGGAGAAGGAGAGACAGGCAGCGGAGGAGGCCAAGGCGGAGCUGGCCAGGCAGGCCGCUGACCAGAUGAAGAACCAGGAACAACUGGCCGCUGAGCUGGGCGAGUUCACCGCCAAAAUAGCCCUGCUGGAGGAAGCCAAGAGGAAAAAGGAAGAGGAGGCCACUGAAUGGCAGCAGAAGGCCAUCUCAGCCCAGGACGACCUGGAGAAGACCAAGGAAGAGCUGAAGACUGUGAUGACGAUCUCGUCGACGCCAGCGGGCGGCUCCACUGAGAGCGAGCACGAGGAGCAGGACGAGAACCACGCUGAGGACGCCGCCGAGCUCUCCCUGGAGGGCGUGAGCGCCCUGGACCUGCGCAGCGAGGAGGAGCGCGUCACCGAGGCCCAGAAGAACGAGCGCCUCAAAAAACAGCUGCAGGUGUUGAGCUCGGAGCUGGCUGAAGCCAUAGACGAUACCAUGAAGACUCAGAAUGACAUGCUUCACGCGGAGAACGUGAAGGCCGGGAGAGACAAGUACAAGACCCUACGUCAGAUCCGCCUGGGCAACACCAAGCAGCGCAUCGACGAGUUUGAGUCCAUGUGAUCUGGUCUGGGUUCCCCCAUCCGUCCAUUGGCGACUCGCUUUUCGUCAAAGCAACAGGCGCUGUCCCUCCUACACUCCCCCCUUUUCCCCGUACCCAUACCCGCCUCCAGAGGGCACGGCCGCCACCGCCUCAAACUUUGCCAAAGCUCUGCCCGCAUCUCCAUCAGGAAUCGCCCAAUUGGGCGCAAGCAACGCUUUGCACCGUUCCGAGCAUCCUAUUCUCCUUGUAUUGCAAAGAAUAUGUCUGUGCUUUGCUUUCAAAUAUCUAAUAUGGAGACACAAGAAAAACCAAAAUGGGGGAAGAUUGGAUUUUUAAGCGAACAAGGCCUUCGGAAGCUUUUUUUGUUGUUCUCGCCGGUAAGCUAGUAUGCAAUGCUUUAGUAUUACUGACUCUGUUGUCUUCAGUUGAACGUAUUGAUGUUGUCUGUUACUUUCAAAACCGUUUUUGUUCUGAUCUAUGAUUCUGACACGUUUCAUUGAAGCACUGUUUCUUAAGUUCUCUGUGCUCAACUUUGAAGGUAGAUCGGUCCGAGGCUGGUAGAGAGGCUUGUGUUAGUUAGGGGAUCCAUCCAUUCAGUUAUGUUGUGAACAAUUUCAAAACAUUUAAUUGUUUUAAAACAAAUGAGCCUAUGGGUAACAGGGUUGACGUGUUAUGUUAUGACGUCUUCUACCACAAAAUGGCCAAAAAGAGUAGAACAAGCUCUCCUGCUUUUACACUAUGAUUUGACUAUUAGAUGUAAAAAAUAUAUAUUUUGGGAAAAAAUAUAUUUCAAAAGGAAUAUUUUCAACAUAUUAAAGUGAGAGUUCAGUUGUAACAGGGUUGGCCUUUAAAAUGAGAGACCAGGUUUUUUUUUGUAACCUUAAAAUGAAUCACUAAUCGCAUGAAAUAAAGUCUUCAGAAAUGACUUUGUCAAAGCAACAAAAUAACUAUUGCUUAACAAUGAUGGUGAAAUGUUGAUGUUAACUGGGUUAAAGUCUUCCUGGAAGUCGGAGGCACGGAGAGGAAUGCUGAAUUUUGCCACUUUAGUAAGUCUUUAUUCAGAUAAAAAAUAUGAUUUAUUGAAUUUACCGUGGUCUAUAUUAAAGGGCACUUCAUUGAAAAGAACAGGCUUUUAAAAUUCUAUAUUGAUGCACCAUUUCGUCUUAAAAUAUCAAAGGGAUGCAAAAGGAAGUCGUUUUGUGGAACGGCCCUACUAUCUAGACUCUGAGCAUCAGUGCAAAGCCACUACACCAGUCUUGAGGAGAGGUGCGAGUCUUGAUGAAUAAAUGACUGGUCUUCAAUGGGAAGCCAAUGAUUUCACGUGAUAAGGUUGUAGAAUAUAGCGAGAUUUGAUUUGGUGCUCAAGGAUACAUAAUGUAGUAAAGCACAUUUGGUCGGAGAUACUAUGAUAAGCAAAUUGGUUAGGCGUGUGUGAGAGAUGGGUAGGAAGAGAGUGAAAGCUGUUAGUUUAGCUCCUGUGAGCUGACUCCUAGUGUUUCAUGUCCAGUCACCAUAGAUGGUUUUCACUGCCUACCAGCUCACAAAGGCCCAGGAAAGAUGGACAGAGGUGCUGUGAGUGCCAGCAUGUCUGUCUGUCUCUGCAUCGUAGUAACUUUUGAAGAGGUAUACCAUGGUCUUUCUGGCUGGAGAGCACAUGAAAACAUCAGUCCUCAUCGGAGAACAGAUUUCUACCUCAAUACUGUAACCACAGUGACUGACCAAUCAAACACUCGGUCUCAAUCCCCUCCCACAGAUUCUGAGUUUUGACUGUGGCUUGACUAGUUCAGACUAGGAGACGAUGUUGCUUUAUUGGUUAACAUUUCAACCAAAAUAAGAAUGCUAUUUUUAUGCCAGAUGUACUUUCAAGCGGUGACUCAUUCAAGUGUCACUAGUGGAGACAAUUGAUCAAAAAAACGUUUUACACGGUGGCCUCUUUGAUACAUCUACCUUAUGUUUUGUGUUACUAAAGUUUCUCUGAACUACACCUAAAUUACCCAGAAGAUCAAAGGUCAAGCAAUCCAAGCCAAUCCAGCACCGAGGACGCGGCUGUGAGUCUGUAUUUUCUGUAGUGGACUGUUCUGAUACUGUGCAGUAGUGAGUUUGAGGACUGCAGUGACCCAGGCUGUGUAGACAUGGUGUCUGUGUCCUGUGGUAGUGGAGCUGGUUUGACUGGUUAUUGUUAAGCGCUGUUUGGACUCGGGAACCUGUAUCUCUCUGGCGACAGCCAACUGGGGCCAGAAUAGGACCAUCAUGUUUCUCUUCUGCUGCUGGACAGAUCUGCUCACCGAUAUCUCUGCCACAGCUGUCAGCAGGGUGGAUGGAAACCCAAUGGCAGAGUGCCACCAAUUUAGGACUGUGAAGAGACAGACGGGUGCAGAUGUCAGAGGUGAAUGUUCCCCCCCUAUCUAUUCGCUCUCAUUCGAGGGACCCAACCUCUUGGGUCAACCCCACCCCCCACCUCAAUCUUAGAAUUCUGCAGAUUUAAGUGUUAUGUUCAGUGGGAAUGGAGAACAGGCCAAUUACUUUUUUUCAGACUUUGAUCUUUUCUAACCCAACCUUUUUACUCGCUCCAACUCAAAUUAACUCCAGUUUUGUGGAUAAAUGUUACUGCUGUGUUUUGAAUGAACCGGAGUGUUUAGUUUUUAUUUGCAAUCGGAUGAAGUGAUUUGUUAUGCUACACUAGACAGCUGGUUUAAGUUGAUCUUUAAAGCCAGAGUUAAUGAAGUAAAGCACUUGUUUGGAUCCGGAGGACACUGAAGGGGCUUGACCCAAACCUGCCUUUUCGUUAACCCAGCGAGUGUCCAAAUAUAGGGGUUAUAUUUGCCAUAGCAGGUUAAAAAAAACUGUGCUUCCAACUGUUAUUUUUGUAAUGUGUUCCAAGAUCAAACUAACUACCAGCAUGCAUCAGUAGCUCACUGGAGGUGAAGAGAGAACUACUCUACAUGCCACCAUCCCCCAUAUUUAGGGCAGGGUGCUAUGAGUUGGGCUUUUCUUGGCUGAGCCUGUUAGCCUGCUUGUGUUUGGCCUCCAAUGAGAACCGUGUCAGUGAUGCCUCUUUUGGAAACAGCUGUCAUGUUUGCGGUUCAAUUUUUCCUUAAGUUUAAACUAGUGUUUCUGUAAAAUAAAGACACAGCCCAUUGGUUUCAC